AUGAUGAGGACUUGGCUCCUCCUUGGCCGCCUCGGCGCGCGGUCAGGGAUCCGCGAUGCGCCACAGCGAUGCGCCCAUGCGCCAGCAUCCAUCCGGAACCUCACAACACAGUCAAAACCUUUCUUUCGUCUACCGCCUCCGCCACGGGGUGCUGGAAAGGGCAGGAUAGCCUUGCGCGCAUCGGCUGGCGCGGCCGCCCUGGGGGCAGGUGUGUUCGUCACAGCUUCGCAGCAGGAAAAUGGCAACAACCAGGACACUGGUGAGAGGCGCAUGCUCGAAAUGUCCCGGGAGGAGAUCAAAAAGGGAGUGUCAGACCACGAGCGUGGGAUCCAAAGGAUGAUGCACAAAUUCGUCCUCUUUUUAGACAUGUACAUCUGGGAGCCCAUCUGCACCGGCUUGCGCUUCCUCCAGCUGGUCGUCAUCUUCGUCCCCGUCAUCGUCACGGUCCCGGCGAUAUGGGUCGGCAGCCGCCAGCCAAAGCGCGACAACGAGCGCUCCGGCACGCUGUGGUGGUACGGCUUCCUCGUCAACGCCAUGGAGCUGGCUGGCCCGGCCUUCAUCAAGCUGGGCCAGUGGGCUGCCUCGCGGUCCGACAUCUUCCCCAACGAGAUGUGUGAGAUCAUGUCCAAGCUGCACUCCAACUCGCAGGCGCAUUCCAUGCACGCCACCAGAAAGACGCUUGAACGGGCGUUUGGGGGGAAGGCCUUUGAGGACAUCUUUGAGGAGUUCAACGAGACACCGCUCGGUGUCGGUGCCAUUGCACAAGUCUACAAGGCCAAACUGAAGCCGGCCCUCGUCGCACCGGCCGACUCGGACCUCGUGCGCGACGAGAACUUGCUGCGGGACAAUGUCCGACGGAAUGUCGAGCCCGUCCUCAAGAGCUCGCCCAAGCGCGUGCCGUCCAGCUACGUCGCCGUCAAGGUCCUGCACCCCAACACGGAGCGCACCGUCCGGCGUGAUCUGCGGAUCAUGCACUUCUUCGCCUCGGUCCUCAACGCCAUCCCGACCAUAGAGUGGCUGUCCCUCCCCGACGAGGUCGCCCAGUUCGGCCAGAUGAUGAAGCUGCAGCUCGACCUGCGCAUCGAGGCCGCCAACCUAACCACAUUUCGCCAAAACUUCCGCGACCGGUCGACAGCCUGGUUCCCCUACCCCUACACCGACUUCACCACGCGCAACGUCCUCAUCGAGGAGUUUGCCCAGGGCAUCCCCAUUGCCGACUUUAUGGACUACGGAGGCGGCACCUUCCAACACGACAUUGCCGACGAGGGCCUCGAUGCCUUCUUGAGGAUGCUGCUGCUCGAUAACUUUGUCCAUGCCGAUCUGCAUCCCGGCAACAUCAUGGUCCGCUUCUACCAAGCGGCGCAGCCCGACCUCAAGCUGCGCCAGCCACCACCACCCGCGCACCCGGGGCCAGGCCCACAGGCCGAUGUCACAGAGCAGGUCCUGGAGCGCCUCCGUCCCUUCAAGCACGCCCGCGACAAGGCCGGCUGGGAGGCCGAGCUGAACAAGCUCGACCACGAGGGCUACAGGCCGCAACUCGUCUUUAUCGACACGGGUCUCGUCACGGAGCUCAACGCCACCAACAGGACGAAUUUCCUCGAUCUCUUCCGGGCCGUGGCCGAGUUUGACGGGUACAAGGCCGGCCACCUCAUGUGCGAGCGCUGCCGCCAGCCCGACGCCGUCCUGGACAAGGAGGUCUUUGCCCUCAAGAUGCAGCACCUCGUCCUCAACGUAAAGUCCCACACCCUAGCGCUGGGCAACGUCAAGAUCGGGGAUAUUCUGCAGCAGGUGCUCAGCAUGGUCCGCAACCACCACGUCCGCCUCGAGGGCGACUUUGUCAACGUCGUCAUCUCUAUCCUGCUGCUCGAGGGCAUUGGCCGAAACCUGAAUCCAGACGUCGACCUCCUGAGCAGUAGUGUGCCCAUCCUGCGCCAGCUUGGCGCCCAGAGCGGCAGUGAGAUGAUCCGCGGCGGCGACUUUUCCAUGAUGUUCGUCUGGAUGGGCCUUGAGGCGAGGAAAUUCAUGCAGGCCAGUAUAGAAGAUGUGGAACGAUGUGUCAAGUACGACUUAUUGUCGCCCAAUGUAUAA
Emericellopsis atlantica is the source of this 2088-nucleotide messenger RNA. RefSeq lists its product as uncharacterized. Gene Ontology annotation, cellular component: mitochondrion. Lineage: Eukaryota; Fungi; Ascomycota; Sordariomycetes; Hypocreales; Bionectriaceae. The coding region runs from base 1 to 2088 and encodes 695 amino acids. The record is from RefSeq and is a predicted model, not a curated record. The transcript is spliced from 2 exons.